AUGGCUUCGACGGUUCGUAACCACCCCCCGUCUAACCUGAGCACCGUCGUCUACCCCGGGGAAAAUGACUUGGUCAACACAACCGAUCAGAUCAGAGACAUGGACGGAAUGGACAUCGACUCCACCGCAGACAUGCUCAACUUACCAACUGAAUCAUCACCAGCACCAGCAGCCGCAGAAACAACAUGGCCAACUCGCACCGCAGAAGGCAUCUUCCGCCACAUCUUCCUCGUCGACAUCACAGACCUCUACAACUGGAACCCCAGCGAACUCAACAUCCUGGAAGCCGUGCACCUGCACCUAGACGCCCGCCUGAGACUGGGGGACCUGUCCGACCCCAUCCUCUCGAACCCGCAUCAGCACUGGCGCCUGCGUAUUGCCAUUGACACGCGCUCUGAUGAUCGGGGCGGUGCGCUGGCGGAUAUUGUCUUUCGGCUCUCGGCGAUGCAGGAUAUGAUUCGGGAUGGGUUGGGUUGGUUUACUGGGCUGCCGUGGGAGCAUAAGCAUUUUGAGGUUGUGGUGUUGCCGCCAAGGUGA
Molecule: messenger RNA, 537 nt
Organism: Penicillium riverlandense
Lineage: Eukaryota; Fungi; Ascomycota; Eurotiomycetes; Eurotiales; Aspergillaceae
Exons: 1
Coding region: 1-537 (178 amino acids)
Source: RefSeq, a predicted model, not a curated record